Leptosomus discolor (cuckoo roller) is the source of this 843-nucleotide messenger RNA. NCBI's taxonomy places the organism in Eukaryota, Metazoa, Chordata, Aves, Leptosomiformes, Leptosomidae. The record is from RefSeq and is a predicted model, not a curated record.
AUCCGCGGGGCCCUGAACGCGGUCAGGAGCCUCGUUGAGGAAAGCGAACGCGCUGGAAAGGGGCUGCCCCGGGCCGUCGUGACACACAGCAGCGGGAAUCACGGGCAGGCGCUCGCCUGUGCUGCCCAGGCAGAAGGGAUUCCUGCCUACGUGGUGGUGCCCAGAACAGCCUCGCGCUGUAAGCAAGCUGCUAUUCGCAGCUAUGGGGCUACACUGGUGCCGUGCGAGCCCAGUGACAAGUCCAGAGCCGAGACGGCAUCUCGUGUAGUCCAGGAGACAGGAGGAGUCAUGGUGCACCCCAACCAGGAGCCCGCAGUGAUCGCAGGGCAAGGCACGAUCGCCCUGGAGGUGCUGGAGCAGGCACCCGAGGUAAACGCAGUCGUGGUUCCCGUCGGAGGCGGAGGAAUGAUUGCAGGAAUAGCAGUUGCCAUCAAGGCUUUGAGACCAGAUGUGAAAGUGUUUGCUGCUGAGCCACGCAACGCCGAUGACUGUUACCGGUCCAAGGUAAGGGGGGAACUGACCCCCAACCCUCACCCGCCGGAUACCAUCGCAGACGCGGUUAAAACCAGCAUCGGACCAAACACGUGGCCCAUCAUCAGGGAUCUGGUGGAUGACGUCCUGACGGUCUCAGAGGAAGAAAUCAAGCGAGCCACGCGGCUGGUGUGGGAAAGGAUGAAGCUGCUGAUUGAGCCAACCGCGGGCGUGGGAGUGGCGGCCGUGCUCUCGGAACGCUUCCAAGCAGUCCCCCGGGAUGUGCAGAACGUUUGCAUCGUGCUGUGCGGGGGAAACGUGGACCUGAGCUCCCUGACCUGGCUCACAGACCUCCCUGGGAAAGCGGAAUGA